GAUUGUUGAUUAUUUGUGUUUAUCUGAUUAUUGUUCUUCGUUUCUCUGUUGAUUGAUGCUAUUUGUUUUGAUUGCGAUGAAUUUGUUUUUUCGGUUUUGGUUUUGUUGAAGCUUCAAAAAAUUUGUCUUUUUUAAUUUUUGUGUUUGAUUAGUUGACUAUUUGAUGUGUUUGAUUUGUUCUGUAAAUGUAUAGCAAAUGUGAUGUAUUGUUGUUGCGGAAAUUGGUGGAAUUAGGUUACUGAAAUUAGGGUUUAAUUUGACUAGAAUGGGAUUUUUUUGCACGAUUUGAUGUUUGAAUUUAGGUUAUUUUGUAUAAAUUUUGUUGGGUUGACAAGGACCAGGUUAGUUCAGUUUCGAUCCCUUUGUAGUUUAGGGUUUGGGAUUUUUAUGGCAGGGUAUUGGGAGUUGGCCCAUGUUGUUGAAGUGGGAAGUUUUAUUCAUCUUGAAAGUAGUUUUCUGGUUAUUAUUUGGGCUGGAAAUCUCGGGUUUAAGAGCAUUGCGAUAUAUUGAUGAAUUGGAAAAGGGAUUUUCAUCCCAUCUUCCUAACCUUACAGUAUACAUUGCUUGUUUGGCAUAUUGGAAAGGUAAAGUUUCGUUGCAGCGCCUCGACGGUUCUGAAUGCUGGAUAGCUAAACCAGCCACUCUGUUGGGUAAAGUGUGGUGCUUGAUUUUUGCUACCUUUUUAAACUCUGCUAUACAGUGCCUGUAUCGUAUCUGGGGAAAUUAAUUUUUCGUAGGAUCCACUCAAUUGUUCAGUAUGUUAGGUAGCUUAAUUUGCAAUACUAUUGGUCUAAUGGGUAAAGCUUGUUGCUUGAUUAGAAACUUUUAAUAUUAUGUGUGAUGUGAUUUAUAUUUUGUUCACACUUCAUGCAUAGAAUGUAAUGUGAUUGAAGCUUCAUUGUGGUAGCGUUGUGCUAAUUUUUCCUCUUAGUUCGGGUUCUUUAAUAUUCGAGUAGCCUUACUCCAAUUUAUAGUCACUAUCACUUUGUUAGUAGAACAGAAGCCAUAAGGUGCAUAUAGAAUUUUCUUUUUUCUAACAUUUUCCCCUUUUGAUUUAGUUUUGAAGGCUGUAAGUAUGGCGUUCUUCAGUAAAGUUGGGAAUAUACUCAAACAAGAGUGUGAGUAAAGUUGGAUAAUUUCUAAUUUUAAUAUAUUUCCUUUUCCAUUAAAAAAAAAGAUAAAUUUGAUGGAAGCCUUGUUGAGUGCGCAUGUUGUGAAGGUUCCUGUUUGUCAUGUAAAGCAGUGUAAUCACUCUUUACUCACUCCCUCUCCUCCGAGAUUAAUUGGAAAACUACAUCGGAGUGCAUUUGGGAUGAUGAAUAGCUCCAAAUUGACAAAUUCAGUUACUGCUUCAAUCCAGCCAGUGGAAGCUUCAACCACUGAACGGUUUGACAACACACUACCAUCCAAAGAAGUACUUGGCUUAUGGAGAAAUGUAGAUGCUGUUUGUUUUGAUGUUGAUAGCACCGUGUGCGAAGAUGAAGGUAUUGAUGAAUUUGCUGAGUUUUGUGGAGCUGGAAAAGCAGUUGCUGAGUGGACAUCAAGAGCAAUGAAUGGAUCAGUUACCUUUCAAGAGGCACUAGCUGCUAGGCUAUCUUUAAUAAACCCAACCCUUUCCCAACUCCAGGAUUACCUAGAGAAGAGGCCUCCAAGACUAUCUCCUGGCAUAGCAGAGCUGGUUAGGAAGCUUAAGGCUAAGGGCGUUGAUGUUUAUCUGGUCUCAGGAGGCUUCCGGCAGAUGAUUAAUCCUGUUGCAUCGAUCCUUGAAAUUCCACUCGAAAACAUUUUUGCCAAUCAAAUGCUUUUUGGAGACUCCGGAGAGUUUCUAGGGUUCGAUGAAAAUGAGCCUACUUCAAGGAGUGGAGGAAAACCCAUAGCAGUUCAACAAAUACGGAAGGCUCGUGGGUACAACACGUUAGCCAUGAUUGGUGAUGGAGCUACGGAUCUUGAGGCUCGUCAACCUGGGGGUGCUGAUUUGUUCAUCUGCUUUGCUGGAGUUCAACUUCGAGAGGCGGUUGCUGCGAAAGCUGACUGGCUAGAUUUUAAUUUUAAAGAUCUUAUCAAUUCCCUGGACUAGCUUAACCUUCUAGAAAAAGUAUCACCAUUUUUUCUUCAUUUCCUGCUCUUCCGGUGCCUCUUGAGAGCGAGGAAGUAUAGAGGUUUUAUUUCAGUCAAAAUAUUAGAUAGAUGCACAACAUAUAACAUAACACAUCAGCUGCAACACCGUCCACAACCCUCCUACUUUAAAGGCGUACACCACUGAAGAUCGGUAUAACAUCUCGACAACUAUAACUUCUUUACAACCUGAGAGAGACCUUCUGGUGCAGUGGCUCAAAGGUCACCUAACAUCCUUGAUGUGCGAAGUUCGAUUCUAAUCAGUCAUGAAUCCCCCUCCCCUUAGCCCCCGGGCAUUGUGAGUCAGGCUUCCUGUGAUAGGAGACUCGAUUGGAGGCCUAGUUAUUGUUACUGGGUAACAUCAUCCUAUUCUAAAAUAAUGGAGUUUUAACUCUUGAUUACUCAAAAGAUUUACCCAGAUUUACCCAAUAAAGAGGUUUGUAUGUGUCUUAAUUUUUUC
Messenger RNA from Chenopodium quinoa (quinoa), 2575 nucleotides. Its product is annotated as phosphoserine phosphatase, chloroplastic-like. Gene Ontology annotation, cellular component: cytoplasm. Gene Ontology annotation, molecular function: magnesium ion binding; L-phosphoserine phosphatase activity. The transcript is spliced from 8 exons. The record is from RefSeq and is a predicted model, not a curated record. Gene Ontology annotation, biological process: dephosphorylation; L-serine biosynthetic process. The coding region runs from base 1187 to 2077 and encodes 296 amino acids. Lineage: Eukaryota; Viridiplantae; Streptophyta; Magnoliopsida; Caryophyllales; Amaranthaceae.